Pseudovirgaria hyperparasitica is the source of this 885-nucleotide messenger RNA. RefSeq lists its product as uncharacterized. NCBI's taxonomy places the organism in Eukaryota, Fungi, Ascomycota, Dothideomycetes, Acrospermales, Acrospermaceae. The transcript has a single exon. The record is from RefSeq and is a predicted model, not a curated record. The coding region runs from base 166 to 678 and encodes 170 amino acids.
AAGCGAGUCAUAUUGCACCCCCGAGUACCAGAGGUCUGAAUGACAGCAUACGAUCAUCUGCAAACAGCUAUCGCGGCCCACCUCCCUCCGCUCACUCACGUUCGGUCUCGGCGGCAUCUUCUCGCAUGACUUCAGGCAGCUCGUCUUUUUCUAGCAGUGUUGGCUAUGGUUCGCGGCCGCCAUCUAGCCUCCGCUCCAGUCGACCCCAGAACCAUUUAUCACACAGCCGAAGUCAAUCUCAUACGUCUCAUAAUAACUUCAGACCAGGAAGCUCGUCAAGCAAUUACACCCAGCACAAUGGAUCGUUCGCGCCGGCCAACAAAGGUACAUAUCCGAUUUCACUAUCUUUCAACCCGCCAGUCCUGCAGCCGAAACAACGAGCUGUCAGCGACAACCGGGAAUAUAUCUACUAUAAAAAUCCACGACAAACAAGUGUUCCUUCUCAACCUCUUACGACCCAAGCACUCUUGCAAUCACAGUCAUGUAUUUCUCUUCGUUCCGCUUUUCAGGGUCUCAAAAUCGACCCAUUUUCUUACGAGUCAAUUCAAGAGGAGGAUCUUUCUGAGCAUGAAGCUCGCAAUGCUGAGGCAACCCCGUCAAAGAUUCCUCGUCUUCGAACUUCUAUCAAUUAUUCUCUUUCUGGUCAAUCGCCUUCACCGAAAAAGACGCCAAGUCUGAGAAAGUGUCGCUCUGCUUCGCCUCUCAAGCCAGUGUUCUUGACCAAAGAUUCUAACAGACCUGUGCCAGCUUUCGAACCCGAUCUCGAGAUGGACUCGACGUGGACGAAGCAAUUCGAACAUAUUAAAGAUACGAUAUCGAAACACAACGCCGGCGAAGAGGAUAGGAAGGAAGUGAUCCGACUCUACAAAACGAGAAGUAGGUUGU